UGGAGAAGACAGGCGCUGGGAUACCAAGUCCAAUAGGGAGAAUGGUCGAAUACAAGUGGUGGUGAGUCCGUGAAGUGUAUACGGGAAGAUAGCACUAAUCUGUCCUUAAUACUAACGAGACCGGACACUGACUGAAGUGAGGAGCUGGGUUUUAUAGGAAGUAUAGUGGCUGAUGAAGUGCAGGUGUGUGAAGGGUGACAGGUGCUGGGAAUUAACAAUCAGGUGAGGGAGUGCAGAGUGACUGUGAUGAGUAUAGUGGCUGGUGAGACAAAGACAGGUUGUAACAACAAGAAAAUAAAUUGUAUUAAACAAACAAUCUAGGAGCCAAAAAAACAAAACAGUAGCCCAUCAGAAUUCAAAACACAGCAGUGGAGCCUGCUCUCGAUCUCAUAUCAAUUGACAGGUACAAUAAUAUAUUGCGUAAAAAGUGUGGCUUCCCCUCUGCUAGAGGGCGUGGACCACAGCUGGGGGUGGUGAUGGGGAACAACGUGCUCUGUGUGUACAAGCAGCAGCGACAAGUCAACAAGUCAGUCAGACUUAAAAGCAACCAGAACGUCACAGAUCCCUCCGGCUCUGUAAAUCAGUUUAUCCCACUUUGAACAGACUGGUGACCAAGAGGACGACCUGUUGAAGAUUUCAAAGCAAAACCGUUUCUGACAUGCACUUUGAUAAAUCCUUUACCUGUUUAAUGGAAAUGAUACUUUUGUAUCAGAAGGGGGAAAACACACUCAUAGUAUAAUGGAUUUGAUAUUGAUGUACUUCAUCUAACGGAAAGCACCAUGGAGAAACUGAGCAGGCAGUAUCAUCCAACGCCAAAAGAGAAGCCGUGUUGCACUCUGCCCACAGUGAAGAAACUCUUGGAGCAGAAGAGAAGACGUGAAACAUCCUCUGUGCCCUCCUGCUCUACGGCCAGCACAAGUCCUGUUCCUCCAACUACACAGUUGUCUUCAUCAGAACCAUUUACCUGUACAGGCGCAUCAAGCAGCUACUCAGACAUGGCAGUGAGCUAUGAGCAGUGGACUCCAGCAUCAGAGUCUACACUCAGUUACUACCCCAGCAAUCCAGGAUCCAGCUAUGCUGCAGCCUACAACCUCCCUAUGACAUCUGAAUACGGCACACAGCAGCAGGUCCCGGGAUUUGGAGAGACAAUGUCUCAGACAUAUCAGGAGUGCCCGAUGACAGUCGCAGAUCCCAGUAUGGCUCCAUCUUGGUCACUUCUUAGUCCCAGUCAGACCGCACCGCUGGGUUUUGGUUCAUUGAUGGAUGCAACCAAGCUGGAAGAGGCCAGGAUGCUGCUCAGUGGGAUGGACUACAGCAGAGCCACCAGGCAGGAUGAAGACGGAGACACCAUCCUGCACAUCUACACUGCCAAGGGGCUCAGGGAGUGUGCUUUUGCUGCUGCAGAGAGGCUGAGGGAUGUGGGCAGGCUUGAUGCCAAAGAACACAAGGGAAAGACUGCUUUACUGGUGGCGGUGACGGCAAACCAGCCAGAGAUUGUGCAAGAUCUGCUGUCAUUAGGAACGGACAUCAAUGCCUGUGAUGUCAAAGGACAAACUGCCCUUCAUCUGGCUGCCCACUAUGGCUUACCUGGGGUUCUGCAGGCAAUUCUGUGUAGCAGGCCGGCUGUCAACCUGGAGGCCCGCAAUUUUGAAGGUAUGACUCCUCUGCACUGUGCAGCCAUUUCUCACAGUGUCACCAUGAAGGCUUUGUCUAGCAGUGGGCUGGCAGAUCUUAGUCUUCAGACCAAGGCUGCGGAGAAGCUCUCCUGUGUGCAGAUGCUUCUCAAUGCAGGGGCAUCCCUGCUCAGCCAGGAAAUCAAAAGUAACAAGACUGUGCUGCACUUGGCUGUAAAGGAGGGGAACAUCGAUCUGGUGCGUUAUCUGCUGAGGAUUCCCCUGUCAAACAUGAAAGACUUUGUCAACUUAAAAGCUCAUGGUCACACAGCUUUACACAUGGCAGCUGGUCUCCACGGUAACCCCUACCAGGAGGAGAUCCUGCGGCUGCUGCUGAGCAGAGGAGCUGAUCCCAGCAUCCGCAACCUGGAGAACGACCAGCCAGCUCACCUGCUGCAGAGUGGCCUCCAGGGAGAGCAGCUCAAACUCAUGUUGAAGAAACGAAGCACUUCUUCUCGUCGACGUAUCGUGUCCUUGCAGGACCAGGAAUGAUUUGAAUCACUUGUAAUCCCCAUUUGGAGGGAACGAGUCUUUUAUGAUGUAGUCUCUGUUGAGAAGGGGAUUUAUUAUUACGUGGUUUUGGGAGUCUCUGGCCUAUAUAUUGUUAAACUAGUUUGGCAUAUUAAUCUCUAGAUAUAAUUCACAUUGGAUUAGAUAAAUUAUGCUUUAAUGCAUAAAUUUUAAAUUAUCUGCUUAAGUGCUUUAUUUAUUUUCCUACGCACAGGGUGAAAUAUUCAUGUCUAGGUGAAGCAUUUCAUUUUUGGAAUGUGAUAUCCUCCAUCGCACCUUUUCACAAAAUGCUCCUGCUGUUGCUGACAAAUUGGUAUGUGUUUACAAUUCUGACUAUUAGAGACACAUUAAUUUAUGUAUUUAUUUUUUUUUUUGGAAUGGAUAUUUAACAUUUUGAAAUGAAAGCCUUUAAAUGAACAGAAAUCAACAGCAUUAGUGAUCUUCAAAAAGUAGAAGGUAUAGAUGGUGCUGUGAAAGGUGGAGUAAUAAUUUUCCUUAUAGGCCACACUCCCAGCUCAAUGUUGAUUUCUAUGAAAUCGUUUGUAUGAUCUCCAGGACAAUGUCCCUGAAACCCGCCUGACUCUCUUGUCAAAACCCCCAUCGUGAUAAGUUAUCAUAUUGACAUUGAGUGAUGGUUUUGAUUUCAGUCAGCAUGUGUUCUUAUGUUAUGAAUGCGUGUGUUCAAAAUGAAAAUAAUCUAUAACAUAAUUGAACUUUCUCUCUGUAUGCAUCAUACUUGUAGAACAUCAGGUGCAAUUUAUUUUCGUUGUGGAAAAAGAAGUUUUACUGUGUAAAACUUAUGUAUUUGAAUAUGAUUGUGACAAAUAUGAUAUUCUUAUCACAGAGACAUUGCAUGAGUAAGUGCAGUGACAAAUUUUCUGACUAACUGUACAUUUUGCUCAUGAGGCAUGAAUAAAACAACAAUAACACUG
This is a messenger RNA of Siniperca chuatsi (mandarin fish), 3115 nucleotides long. RefSeq names its product NF-kappa-B inhibitor delta (gene nfkbid). Gene Ontology annotation, biological process: regulation of gene expression. The record is from RefSeq and is a predicted model, not a curated record. Gene Ontology annotation, molecular function: protein binding. The transcript has 14 exons. Lineage: Eukaryota; Metazoa; Chordata; Actinopteri; Centrarchiformes; Sinipercidae. Gene Ontology annotation, cellular component: nucleus. The coding region runs from base 780 to 2165 and encodes 461 amino acids.